This is a messenger RNA of Epinephelus moara (kelp grouper), 1691 nucleotides long. RefSeq lists its product as uncharacterized. The coding region runs from base 120 to 539 and encodes 139 amino acids. Gene Ontology annotation, biological process: signal transduction. Gene Ontology annotation, molecular function: protein binding. The transcript is spliced from 4 exons. The record is from RefSeq and is a predicted model, not a curated record. Lineage: Eukaryota; Metazoa; Chordata; Actinopteri; Perciformes; Serranidae.
GAUGAAUCUCCCCAGUAACACUCAAACCACGCUCAUUUUUGACACACUGUACCUCAGGGUUUAUAAAGACAGUUAAUUAGAGGGUGACUCGCUCUGCUGAUCUGUUGGAAUUUGAGAUAAUGCCCAACAAAGCCCAAGAGGAUGCUGUAAUUAACCUGAAGACGCUGCAGGAGAUUUCCACCCAGCUUGGUUUUGAGUGGACAGUUUUGGCGUAUGAGCUCGGCUUCAACAGAACUGAGGUUGGGCGGUUCCACACCAAAUCUACAGAGAAGAGUGUCCAGGCCAGGACCAUGUUGGAAAGCUGGUAUGAAAAGUCAUGGGACAAGCCCAAUAAGACCAAGCUGCUGCAGGAUGGACUGGAGCGAGCAGGCAGACGGGACCUGGCUGAGAGGCUGCGAUGCCUCCACUGGGGCCACCAGAAGCUGAGCCAGAGGGUGGAGCUGCCCUCCGCCUUCCCUUUCCUCAUCACAGUGCACAAGACCAUCCGCAACCAAGAGGCACUGCGCAGGAUCAACGACCUCAACCGUAGAUACACUUAAAGCUGAGUGAAAAUGCAGCUAUGGCUACACUUUUUUUUACUUUACAAAAAUAUUGUACUGUGCACUGCAAGUAGUCUGAAAUUAAUGUAAUUAUACUGAUGUCACUGAACAAACAAAUGAGAAGCAUGAGAUAUGUAGUUAUGCCACUUUUUGUCUUGCAAGAAAUUCAAACGUUGCAAUAAAGAUGAAAAGCUCAUUUUUAGGACUCAUUUUCAGUUGUGUUUAUCUUAUUAAAAUGCCAUGUUUGACAUCAAAAUCAAAUAAAAAAAAUCUAAUUGCUUCUUUUGUCUGAGAUACAGCACAAAAUUAUCAUUAGUAGUAGUAGUAGCAGUAGUAGUGUACAAUGGGUUUAUUUAACUGUAAUAGUAUUUGAAAGUAGGUUAAGUAAAUUUUUGGUAUUUCAGGGUUACUGAGCAGGAAUGUUGGUCAGACAUCACAAGGAUGAUUUAUUCCAUAUGACAUGUGUCCUUGUGUUUGGCUGUUUUGGCACACAGUGCUCUGUGAUGUCUACCAGAGGGGAGAAUCUGAAAUGGUUUGGUUUUGGCUACAGAAAUCUGGUAGCCUAUUUAUUUUAUUUUUAUGUAUCCUUUAUUUAUCCAGGAGGGUCUCAUCAAGAUAAAAGAUGUUGUCAUUCAGGAAAUCCUAGUCAAGACGGCAGCAUCAGCAGUUUCACAUAAAAGUUUCACAUACAAAACACAAAAGCAACGCAUGAGAAAUAGUAGAAGAAGAGGCCGUACCAGGGAUACCCAUAACACAUUCCACCUAAGUCAGGGAUUAUGUAGAACAGCAAUAUGUUUCCCUGUGGGCACUUUGUAUAAGACCUUUAAAGGUAAUGGUAUUUUGCAGCUCAUUUCAUGCCCAUGUUGUAUAAAAAGAGAAAGAAACCAGGCUCUGAGUGCACCUUGAUAGCCCAUUCCAGGUGUGUUGCCAGGCCCGGCACCAUGAGGGGUCAUAAGGGGGCUGAGUCCCCUCAGUUGUAUUUUCUGCCACCCCCAUUUAAGCUUUAUGUAUCUAUGGCAAAAUAGCAAAAACAACCAAACUACUGGCCAAGAUACAUUUGCAUGUUGCUUAGCUGUAGGUGAGGUACCCUGUCCAUCGUCCUGAAACAGAGCAGAGGAAAUCAGUUGACAGACAGACAGAACAUGUUACUUA